Molecule: messenger RNA, 352 nt
Organism: Funneliformis caledonium
Lineage: Eukaryota; Fungi; Glomeromycota; Glomeromycetes; Glomerales; Glomeraceae
Source: the annotation of a GenBank genome assembly
AGAAGAAUGUUCACAAGCACGUAUACUUUAUGAUUCACAAAACAACAUCAACCAAAUUUUACCAAAUUUAUUAAAUUGUGAAGAUAAUAAUAGCGAAAGUUUAGAAGAUUUGUCAGAUAAAAGUCAACAUACUAAUUAUGAAACAUCAUCAGAUUUUCAUGAUUUUGUAUCCAAUUUCUCUACAGCUUCAGAUACAUUGAGUAAUGAUGACCAAUCAAUGAUUAUAGAGGAAAUCGAAAGGAUAAUAGAACUCACGCAAACUAUAGUAGAUAGCGAGACUGAUUUCCAACCACAAUCAAGAGAAUAUGGUCCUUAUUUCAAGAAUUUUAUGGAGAUGUUGUUUUUUACUUGG